Messenger RNA from Oryza brachyantha (malo sina), 2098 nucleotides. RefSeq lists its product as uncharacterized. Lineage: Eukaryota; Viridiplantae; Streptophyta; Magnoliopsida; Poales; Poaceae. Bases 131 to 1579 code for a protein of 482 amino acids. The record is from RefSeq and is a predicted model, not a curated record. Gene Ontology annotation, molecular function: zinc ion binding. The transcript is spliced from 9 exons.
GUUGCGAUUGCAAAAGAGAAGCUGCAAUUGCAAAAUUCUCCCCUUCUCCUGCCCUGAGCUCCCCCAACAAGAACACACCCACUUGCUCUCUCUCUCUCUCUCCUCGAAUUCUGGCGGCGUCGAAGCGUACAUGGACAGAGCGGAGGGUCAGUCCUCGGAGCCGGGCGAUUACGCGGCACCGGCCCAGGAUGACAAUGUGCAAACUGCAUCCGGGCAUAAUUCGCGAAGGCCAAACCUUUCUUUGCAAAUACCAGCUAGGACCCUGGAUAACCAAAUAGGCAGUUCAGCGCGAAUUAAUAUAUCUCCUAGUCCCAGUUCAACGAGAGCAGGAUUACCCCCGAGGCCUAAUUCAACUAGAACAAAAUCUUCUCUGAAGAACAUCAUUCCACAACAGAAUUUCCGGGCAAGAAGUUCAGCACAGGAAGGUGAUCGAGCUAUCCUUCUAACUCCUGGGACAACAUCAGAAGGGCCGCUGGAUAAUACAUCUGCAUUGAGAUCCUUUUCUUUUAGAAAGGUCAUAAACUCGUUAUCUGCAAAACGCACGCAUUCUUUGCCGGUCACGCCUAUAGCAACUGCAGACAAAGCUUCUCCUCCGGGAAUUCAGAUCGACAAUGUGCCAACCACAGAUAAUCAAGAAAUUCAAGCAAGAAUUAGGCGUUCACUUUCAGCACCAGGAAAUCGUAAAAACAGGAGUUUGAGGAGGGCAGAUUCGUUAGGUGUCAUCCGUGUGAUCCCAACAACUCCCCGGCCUAUCCCAGCUGAUACAAUUGCAUCAAGUGAUGGAAUUGAAGAAACAGUGGAUGGUUCUGGAGAUGAAGGUGAAGAUAUUCCUGAAGAAGAGGCAGUCUGCAGAAUUUGUCUAGUUGAACUAAAUGAAGGAGGAGAAACACUUAAAAUGGAGUGCAGCUGCAAAGGGGAACUUGCCCUUGCACACCAAGAGUGUGCUGUCAAAUGGUUCAGCAUCAAGGGAAACAAGAUAUGUGAUGUCUGCAAACAAGAAGUUCAAAAUUUGCCUGUCACUUUAUUGAGAAUACCAACUCAAACUGCUAACAGGCGUGUAACAAAUGGUGCUCAUCAAAGAGCUUCUCAACAAUACAGAUUUUGGCAGGACAUUCCAAUUUUGGUCAUGGUUAGCAUGCUUGCAUACUUCUGUUUCUUGGAACAACUUCUGGUUACAGAUUUGCGAUCACGUGCACUGGCAAUUUCGUUGCCUUUCUCAUGCGUUCUGGGCCUCCUUUCUUCCAUGAUUGCAUCCACCAUGGUAACGAAGAGUUAUCUAUGGGCGUAUGCUUCGUUCCAGUUUGCUAUUGUGAUCCUGUUUGCUCAUAUCUUCUACAACGUGUUAAAAGUAAAUCCAGUCCUUGCAGUCCUACUAUCUUCAUUCACUGGGUUUGGAAUUGCUAUUAGUGCAAACUCUAUGCUAGUAGAAUACUUGAGGUGGAGAUCCAGGAGGAAUCAACAGUUAGCUCAAUCUGUUAAUGAUGGUCAGCGACAAGAACCUGCAAGUGAUGCUGUAAGUGAAAACAAUGGUGAUAGACAGCAAAGGCAGCAUCAAGAAUCUGGAGAUAACAUUGUAUGACCAUUCAGAUUAAGAAGUGCAAUGAGUGUGAAGAGCUAGCUUUGAUAUGUCCCGUAGUUCUAGCUCGUCGGACUUCAGAAUCACCGCUGCAAGGAUAGGAAACACGGAGCAAAUCUUCAGUGGCGAUACCAUAAGAGGCUGUGUGACAAUCUGGAGGAUGCGACAGAAAUUGUUAGGCAACCAAAGUAUCCAAUCCAAUGGGCAAGGUAUUAGUAUAGCCGUUUGACAUCAGAAGUGUGGUUUGUUCAGUGUAAGUUUAAUAUUACCUUCGUUUUUAACAUUAUAAGAUUUUUUUGGCCUCCUUUGGUAUUAGAAAAUUACAUCACGUAAGUGAGUUCCACUAGUGGGCUAGCCAUACAGAAAUAUAAAUGUCAUACCAACUUCUAGAGUUCCUUAGUCUGUGUGCGAGGAACAAUAGACAAGGCUGUUGGAUAUAGGUAUGUGAAGUAUAGUAUACCAGCUUAUACAGUUAUGUAGUCUGUGUGUGAGGAACAAUAUAAAGGCAGAGAAUUAUAGAUA